Messenger RNA from Peronospora belbahrii, 903 nucleotides. NCBI's taxonomy places the organism in Eukaryota, Oomycota, Peronosporomycetes, Peronosporales, Peronosporaceae. The record is from the annotation of a GenBank genome assembly.
AUGUCACCACCUAUCGCUUCGUCUUUCGUGUCCCACAAGAGCGACGAGCGACUGCUAUUUGCUGUGCCUAAGAAAGGUCGUCUACAUGAUAAGAUACUGAAACUUCUAAAAGGUGCUGGACUGGAGUAUUAUCGUCCAAAUCGUGUAGACAUUGCGCUAUGUUCGAGUCUUCCCGUCACCCUCGUGUUUCUACCGGCAUCUGAUAUUGCUACGUAUGUGGGAGAAGGGAAUUUGGAUCUAGGGAUUACAGGUCAAGAUAUUAUUGCAGAGAGUCAAACAAAAGUGAAUGAACUCAUGUCACUUGGCUUUGGACGCUGUUGUCUUGGUGUUCAGACGCCUGUGAAAGACGCUAUUGCGUCACCAGAGCUACUGGCGGGAAAACGUAUUGUUACAUCGUUUCCUGAAGUAACACGCGACUAUUUUAAGAAGUUUGAGACCGAGGUUACAGGUCCUACCAAGAUCAAAUAUGUUUCAGGCUCUGUGGAAGCUGCAUGCUCGCUCGGCUUGGCGGAUGGAAUUGUGGACUUAGUGGAGACUGGAACGACGAUGAAGGCCGCUGGACUGGAACUUGUUUCGACAAUUAUGACGACUGAAGCGGUGCUGAUUGCAAAUCCACAUUCGGUACACAAGGAGCUGCUGCACAAAGUGCACCAGCGCAUUUUGGGCUACAUCACAGCAACCAAGUACAGGAUGGUGUCGUACAAUGUAAACAAGGAAAAGCUUGAGAUAGCGUCAAAAAUAACACCGGGACGACUUGCUCCUACAGUGAACGGACUAGUGGGUGGAGGCUACGCUGUGUCCGCUAUGGUGGAGGUCAAAGACGUGUCGGACGUUAUGGACCAGCUUCACGACGUGGGCGCUACAGAUAUUAUGAUCUUUAACAUUGAGAACUGUCGUGCCUAG